Messenger RNA from Diachasma alloeum, 1827 nucleotides. RefSeq names its product arginyl-tRNA--protein transferase 1 (gene Ate1). Bases 154 to 1722 code for a protein of 522 amino acids. Gene Ontology annotation, molecular function: arginyl-tRNA--protein transferase activity. The record is from RefSeq and is a predicted model, not a curated record. Gene Ontology annotation, biological process: protein arginylation. Lineage: Eukaryota; Metazoa; Arthropoda; Insecta; Hymenoptera; Braconidae. The transcript has 7 exons. Gene Ontology annotation, cellular component: cytoplasm.
CCUCGCAUCGAACAGGGGUGAUCAACUGAUAUGGGUGGUUAUGAUUAUUUUUAUUACGUCGCGGAGAGUGUAAUAAAGUUUAAUCAACAAAAAUUGUAAAUUUCCCCGCAAUAAAAACUAUGACAUUAUAGAUUAAUCAAUAAAUUAACUGAAAUGGAUAAGGAUACAUUCAGUAUUGUUGAAUACUACUACGACAGUGUGCCAAGAAAACACUCGUGCGGCUAUUGCAAAAAGUUGAGCAGUUAUGAACGUCACGAAGACAAAACGGAAAUAAUUCUAGGAAUGUGGGCCCACUAUCUCACCGUCGAGGACUACCAGAAUUUGAUUGACAGGGGGUGGAGGAGGAGUGGGUGUUAUUGUUACAAACCUGUCAACAGCGAGACGUGCUGUCCCAUGUACACAAUCAAAUGUGACGCAUUGGACUUUGUGGUUUCAAAAUCUCAGAAAAAAGUUAUCAAGAGAAUGACGAAAUUCUUGAAGGAUGGCGAAAGGAAUAUUGAGGGGAAUGAGGGGGGGAAGAACAAGAAAACUUGUAGGAAUCAAUUACCUGAGAUUUAUGCCGAUGAUCUCCCAGAGGCAGAAUUUGCAGAGUACGCAGCGCGCGCCCAAAAGAACAUUCUCCAGGACGAGCCAAUGGUACUCACCACCAAUUGCGAGAAAACAUUAUCCCAAUGUCCAGAGAACGUCACUGAGUCAAAAAUCAAGAGAGAAUCCCCCGAUGACAGAGACAACGCUCAAGUGCAACCGAUGGUGCACGAAAACCGUUCGCAGAAUGUGAAAAUCCCACCGAGUCAAGGGCCACCCAGGAAGAAGAAGCUGAUGAGAAUCGAGAGGGCUAGAAAUCGGCUGCUGGCGCAGGGUAAGACUCUGGAAGAGAUCGAAGAUUUUUACAGGAGAAAAAAGAAACCCAGUAUGGCGAGACCCAUCGAGGAGCUUUUGCCGAAUUUAGAGGAUGGACAGAAUAAGUUAGAAUUGAAAUUAGUCAGAGCGCCGUCUGAGGAGUUUAUGGAGACUCUUGAUGAGAGUGUCGAACUUUUUAAGAAAUAUCAGAAGGCUGUGCAUCAUGAUAAACCUGAGGAUCGAGAUAAGGAGUCGUUUAUCAAUUUUUUGGGGAAGAGUCCGUUGAUCCACUGGAAAGUUGCUCGUGGUCCACCACUGGGAUACGGCUCCUUCCACCAACAAUAUCGUCUUAAUGGGAAAUUGAUAGCCGUUGGAGUUAUUGAUAUUCUGCCCUACUGUGUCUCCAGCGUUUAUCUUUUUUAUGAUCCUGAAUACUCAUUUCUUUCACUUGGCACUUUCAGCUCUUUAAUCGAAGUCCGACUGGUCCGAGAAUUGCAUGCAUUAGUGCCAGACCUCAAAUACUACUACAUGGGCUACUACAUCCACGAAAUUCCCAAGAUGCGGUACAAAGCUAAAAUAAAGCCAUCUUUUCUACUCUGUCCUGAGACGUACACCUGGCAUCCUAUCGAGAAAUGUACACCAAAAUUGGACAAACAUAAAUACUCGCGUCUUAAUGAAGACAUUGACGCCCUCGACGAAGACGGUGUGAUGAGUGCAGACGACCUCAGACAGGUUCGUGUGUACUAUCGAGGUCAGAGAUUAUACGGUGACAUUCGCAAUACUCGCCUCAUGCGUGACAAAAAAGACGACAUAGAAAAAGUGAAGGAGUACGCUGAACUCGUCGGAAAAAAAUGUGCUCACAACAUGUGUCUCUGUGUCUAAAAUCUUUUACUUUAACCCACGAAGAUUAAAAACAAUACUUCAAUCGAUUUUAUUUCGUGAAUUUCAAUAAAUAAUUUAAUUCAAAUAAAAUUCAUCAAACAUGAA